Messenger RNA from Tarenaya hassleriana, 891 nucleotides. RefSeq names its product high mobility group B protein 2-like. The coding region runs from base 142 to 570 and encodes 142 amino acids. The transcript is spliced from 8 exons. The record is from RefSeq and is a predicted model, not a curated record. Lineage: Eukaryota; Viridiplantae; Streptophyta; Magnoliopsida; Brassicales; Cleomaceae.
UUUUUCCCGAUCGGAUAUUAACCUCCUCAACUUGCCAUCUCUUUCCUUGACCUCUCACUUGCUUCGCGUACAAAUCGCUUACACGUAGUCCUCUCUCUCUCUCUUCUCCCGAAGCCCUACGUCUUCCGUCAAGGAUAGAUCAUGAAAGGAGGCAAAUCAAAGGCUGAAACCAGGAGCUCUAAGCUCUCUGUGAAUAAGAAGCCCACAAAGGGAGGCCGCGGCAAGGGUGCCAAAGAUCCGGACAAGCCUAAGAGGCCGGCCAGUGCCUUCUUCGUUUUCAUGGAGGAGUUCCGUGAACAAUUCAAGAAAGAUCAUCCCAAGAACAAAUCCGUUGCUGCUGUUGGAAAGGCUGCUGGAAACAAAUGGAAGUCGAUGUCUGAAGCUGAAAAGGCUCCUUAUGUUGCCAAAGCUGAGAAACGCAAGCAGGAAUAUGAGAAGAACAUGAAAGCCUACAACACGAAGCAGGCUGAUGCCACUAAGGAGGAAGAGGAGUCGGACAAGUCAGUGUCGGAGGUUAAUGAUGAAGAUGAUGGAGAUGAGGGCAGUGAAGAGGAGGAAGAUGAUGAGUGAGAGGAUGAUGGAUGAUCCCAUGGUGGUGGUGGUAGCAUAGUAAGUAUAGUUGGCUGCAAGACUCUCUCGCUGGGGGGCUUUUAUCGUUUAUGUUAUAAUGGGAAUGACAACAAGGGGGUUGGUUCCUUAGCACUGCUUGUUCUUCUCUCUCUCUCUCUUUUAACUUUCUUGUUCGUAUGGGUUUGUUGGAUGAUUUUAGGGUUUUUGCCCUCACUGCGGGAAAAGGGGAAUAGGAGUUGUUGUGUAGAUGUGGGGGUAAUUUGCAGCUCUGUGUGUACUCUUUGACAUUCUGAUUUACAAUUUAGGCUGUUUCCUUUUUUA